AUGCAGGAGCUAAGAUUAGAUUUUUGGAAGUUCGGAGAAUGUGUCUGUAGGAAGUAUGGGAUUUAGUCGGAGGUGUUUGUCUGCUGGGUUGAGGAGAGAGAGGGAGUGAGAGAGGCGAACGGAGAGAGGGAUCGUGACGGGAGUCAGUAUGAAAAGUUUAUUGGUAGAAUUAAGACGCGAAUUUCUGUCCAGUUAUUGAAUAAAAUUGAUUUGUUGGAAAGUGUUAAAGACGUUUAAUUUUGUUGUUCAACAUAAGGUCCUUCGAGACCCAACAUAAAAAUGUUUAAGUCCACUCCAAAAACGCAGAAAAAACGCAAGAAUGCUGAGCGUCUCCGGUCAAUUGAAGAAGCCAAAAAACGCAAAAUGGCGGAAUUAGAGCAGCUCGAAAAGCUUAAGGAAAAGCUUGAGGCGUCAGAUGAUGAUAUUGAGGGUGAAGCAAGUGAAUUUAACGAGGAAUACGAGAUUUCAGAGAGAGGAGACGAUUCUACAACCAACGAGGAAAAUGAGCUAUCGAUGCAUAUUGCAAAUAUGUCCACAAUUAUCGCCAAUCAAGAAAAGCAAGUCAGCAAGUUCAUCGCACGUCAAGCCGUAGCCAAAGAAUUGCCAGAUUUCAACGGCGACCCUGAAGAAUGGCCAUUAUUUUAUGCCAUGUUUCAACAAAGUUCUAAGGAUGGCGAUUUCACAGCCACUGAAAACACCAUGAGAUUGGCCAAAGCACUGAAAGGAGAUGCACUGGAUAGAGUAAAAACCCUCAUUGCUACAGCAGCAGCACCAGAAGACAUCAUAAACGUGUUGCAGUCGCAUUUUGGACAUCCAAGACAAGUGAUAAAUCGAAUGAUGGCUCGCAUAGCUUCAACACCGGACCCAAAAGAUGGUGAUCCAGAGAGUAUUGUUAAAUUUGCAACCAUCGUAGAAAACUUGUCGUUUGGAUUGAAAUGGCUGGACAAAGGACGUUAUAUGGACUCUCCAUGGGUGACAAAUGAUAUUGAGAGAAAACUGUCUCCAACCAUGAGGAUGCUUUGGGCAAUGAGGGCCAAAGAAAUUCCAAAUUACUCUGUGACGGAUCUUGCAACUUGGCUGAACGACCAAUCGAAAAUUUCUUUGAAUAUUUUGCCAGUGACGUCACUCUCAACUCAAUCAUCAACUGGAAACAAGCAGAAGACAAAGGAACAUACACGAACACCAAAAAUACGCAGUGCAGCGGUUAUGACGACCCAAAUUGCAACGAAGAGCUACAAAUGUGCAGUGUGUGAGGAUGGUCAUUAUACGAAUGAGUGUCCAAAAUUGAAGGAAUCCACGGUAAAGGAGCGUUACAAACUUGCAAAGGGUCUCUGUUGGGGAUGCUUGGGCCGAAACCAUCGCUUAAAUACCUGUGUUCGCCGCCGCACUUGUGGAUUAGAAGGAUGUAAGCGAAUGCAUCAUCGUCUGCUGCAUGGAACAGAGAAGUCCGUGAAAUUUGAAGACGAGAAAAAAGAAGACGACGAUAAAACAGGUAAAAAAUAAGAUAUAAGACUGUGAUCAUUCAAGACAGAACGUAAAACUAAAAUUGAUAACCUUUGUUGUGAAUUAAAAAUUAAAAUUAACCUUUAAACAAAAUAAUGAAGUAAAAUUAAAAUUAAAUUGGUUGAAUUAUGUACUCAGUAAAUUACAUAUUGGAAUUUGAUUCUUUGAAAUUUUUAUUGGAUUUAUCUUGAAAGUUUAAAAUUUUGAUUGAAUUAAAAUUAUUACUAGUGAUCUUUGGCAAUGACUCAUUGACAUGUGAAUUAAAAAAAAAAAAGAAACUAUGUAAAGAAACAAUAAAACUGAAAUAAAAAAAAAAUGUUUCACAGAUACUAACACUAAGGUUUCAAACAAUCUGAAAAAUAUGGAGAUCCCUGUGGAUGUGACCGAUCCAUCAGGACGAAAACUACUCACAAUGGAAGGGUUAUUUUCAAAAAUUUCCGGUGAGUCUUGGAAAACUAUCUCCAUGGGAGAAUUUCAAUUAAUUGUGUGUUUAUCAUAGGUGAGGCUGAAGAGUCUUGCAGUUCAAAGGGUACGCUUACGGGGGGAGAUGAUGGUGUCCUUUUCGGUAAGCGUAAAAAAAAAAAAGUGAAAAAUUGAACACACAAUUUUUGAAAUUGUAAAACUGGUCUUAUUUAAACAGGUAUACCGAUUACUAAUACAAGCCAAGGUACGACGACUGAGAUCGUCAGUUCUGAUGAAAAAACAAGUGGUGUGUCCUUGUUCGGAGCAUCUGAUUCUGGAAAAAGAAUGUUUAAUGAAAAGAAUGAAAAUACUCAAACGUCAUCUGAGUCAUGUGCCAAAGACCAAAAUCAUAUUCAGGAAAUUUCUUUGGUAGAAUUUCAGUCCAAAGGAAGGCACACAGCAUUUGCCGGUGCGUCUCAGUGUCAAGCAACAGUAAUGCUCAGGGUGUUACCAGUAGAGAUUGCUGCUCCUGAUAAGAGUAACA
Messenger RNA from Phlebotomus papatasi, 2449 nucleotides. RefSeq lists its product as uncharacterized. Bases 280 to 1503 code for a protein of 407 amino acids. NCBI's taxonomy places the organism in Eukaryota, Metazoa, Arthropoda, Insecta, Diptera, Psychodidae. The transcript is spliced from 2 exons. The record is from RefSeq and is a predicted model, not a curated record.